Messenger RNA from Symbiodinium sp. CCMP2456, 1314 nucleotides. NCBI's taxonomy places the organism in Eukaryota, Dinophyceae, Suessiales, Symbiodiniaceae. The record is from the annotation of a GenBank genome assembly.
AUGCCCGAGGUUGGUAGCCAGUUGCAUGGGCACGUCUUCCGGGUUCUCUCCAGAAAGAGCCCUUUUGCGGAUCCGGACGCCUUCGAGCCCGGGGCGGAGACCAUCAGCUACCUCAGAGAGAGCUGCAAAGUCCUAGUUAUUGGAGCCGGCGGGCUUGGAUGCGAAAUCCUCAAGGACCUGGCCCUGUCAGGUUUCCCUGACAUCCAUGUCAUAGAUAUGGACACGAUUGAUGUGACCAAUCUGAACAGACAGUUUCUUUUUCGUCAGGCGGAUGUGGGCAAGCCGAAAGCUGAAGUCGCAGCAGCCUUCAUCAACCGACGACUGGGGCACAUCGGGACGAAGGUCACACCGCACGUCGGGAAAAUCCAGGAUUUUGACGAGACCUUCUACAGGAAGUUUAACCUGCUCAUCGCCGGGCUGGAUAACAUCGCGGCUAGACGGUGGAUGAAUGCGACUCUGCAUGACAUGAUCGACCGCACCUCCGGCGAGCCAGACCCCAGCACCAUCAUUCCUCUUAUUGAUGGUGGCACAGAGGGCUUCAAGGGUCAGGCUCGAGUCAUCAUUCCCUCGAUGACGUCCUGCUUCGACUGCUCUCUGGAUGCAUUUCCUCCACAGGUGAACUACCCGCUCUGCACCAUCGCCGAGACGCCUCGACUGCCGGAGCAUUGCAUCGAGUAUGCGCUGGUGGUCAUGUGGGAGCAGCGCUUCCCGGGGCAGAAGAUGAACGCGGACUCUGUUGCUGACAUGCAAUGGAUCUACGAGACAGCCAAGGAUCGAGCUGAAACGUUCGGCAUUCAGGGAGUCACCUACCAACUGACGAUGGGUGUGGUGAAGCGAAUCAUUCCGGCAAUUGCGUCAACCAACGCACUCAUCUCUGCGGCUCUUGUUGCGGAGGCAUUGAAGGUGUCAACCUAUUGCGGCCCUGUCCUGAACAACUACAUGAUGUAUAUGGGGCAGACGGGCGUGUACACUCAUACCUUUCCAUACGAGAAGAAGGACGAUUGCAUGGUUUGCGGAGGUGGGACACUCACCUUGACGAGGCCUCGAACCUCGACACUGCAGGAGUUGCUGGACCACCUCGGGGCGAGUCCAAGCUACCAGCUGUCCAGGCCGUCGGUGUCGAGCACUAGUGGCAUCGUCUUCAUGCAGAACCCUAAGCCCAUUCGCCAGCAGCAUGAGUACAAGCUCAAGAUGACGCUGGAAGAACUGACAAAGGCAGAUCCGCCAGUGUUCGCACAAGGCGAAGACCUCACCGUCACUGAUCCAAUGUUGCCUACGAAGCUAACUCUGCGAGUGUUCCUUUCUGGCGACUGA